Messenger RNA from Centropristis striata (black sea bass), 11216 nucleotides. Its product is annotated as ATP-dependent RNA helicase DDX3X-like. Gene Ontology annotation, cellular component: P granule; nucleus. Gene Ontology annotation, biological process: cell differentiation; gamete generation. The record is from RefSeq and is a predicted model, not a curated record. Bases 259 to 2457 code for a protein of 732 amino acids. The transcript has 19 exons. Lineage: Eukaryota; Metazoa; Chordata; Actinopteri; Perciformes; Serranidae. Gene Ontology annotation, molecular function: RNA helicase activity; ATP binding; RNA binding.
GCUAAAGAGCAAACCGACAUCAGCUGAGUUUGCAUGAAGUACCAUCCUUGCAGCUAAAUUACAGGAAUUUUUAAUCACGUAAAAUUCAAGAAUAGCAAUUUACAAAGUUACGCAUAACUGUUAAAACCAAUGAAAUAGCUGUCAUCUGUCUGUAAUCACAGAAACGAGACAGGGGCAAAGGAGAAAUAACACAUCAAACCCGGCUAACAAAGAGCUCCUUUUUUCAACGACAACAUUUUUCCUCCAUAUUCUAUAGUUAUGAGUCAUGUGGCCGUCGAGAAUGUCCACGGGCUAGAGCAGCAGCUCGCUGUGCUAGACUUGAGUGCGGCAGACGGACAAGGUGGAGGCACCAACCGAAAUGCCUUUGCAGCGGGUCGACAGGGUGGCUACACUAUAGCGCCUGCAGCUAACUAUGGUUGGGAUGGGGGGCGCAACAACUUUGUUAAUGGCUACCAUGACAACCGAAUGGGUGGCGGCAACACGUUUAACCGAGGCCCGCCUCGCAUGGAGCGGGGCCGAGGAGGCAUCGGAGGCGGUUACCGAGGCAACCGGGGCGGAGGCUUCAACCCCAUCAACCCUGCACAGCCAAUGGCCUUCGGAGGCUACGAAAAUAAAGAUGCAGGCGGCUGGAACACUGCCAAAGACGCCUAUGGCAGUUUUAGCAACAACCGAGGGAAGUCUGCAUUCUUCAAUGACAGAGGGAACGCUAAUAGAGGACGGUUCGAGCAUGGUGGGUUCGGUGGCGGCGGUGGAGGAGGAGGAAACAGCCGCUGGGUGGAGGAGUCCAGAGACGAGGGAGACUGGUCCAAACCAACACCACGUAACGAACGACUUGAACACGAGCUGUUCUCCGGCAGUAACACUGGGAUUAACUUUGAGAAAUACGAUGACAUUCCCGUCGAGGCCACAGGACAGAACUGCCCUCACCACAUCGAGAGUUUCCAAGACGUGGACAUGGGUGAGAUCAUCAUGGGUAACAUCGGCCUGAGUCGCUACACCAGACCGACCCCUGUCCAGAAAUAUGCCAUUCCUAUUGUCAAGUCAAAGCGGGACCUCAUGGCCUGUGCACAGACAGGUUCUGGGAAGACUGCAGCGUUCCUGCUGCCGAUUCUCAGCCAGAUCUACACUGAUGGACCAGGAGAAGCUCUGAACGCAGCUAAAGCAUCCGGCCAGGAGAAUGGAAAGUAUGGCCGCCGUAAGCACUUCCCCAUCUCACUGGUGUUGGCUCCAACCAGAGAACUGGCACUCCAGAUAUAUGAUGAAGCCAGGAAGUUUUCCUACCGCUCCAGAGUGCGUCCCUGUGUGGUGUACGGGGGAGCAGACAUCGGCCAGCAGAUCAGAGACCUGGAGAGAGGCUGCCACCUGCUGGUGGCCACGCCCGGACGACUGGUGGACAUGAUGGAGAGGGGCAAGAUUGGACUGGACUACUGCAACUACCUGGUCCUGGAUGAGGCAGAUCGUAUGUUGGACAUGGGAUUCGAACCACAGAUCAGACGCAUCGUUGAACAGGACACGAUGCCACACAAAGGCAUCCGACAAACCAUGAUGUUCAGCGCAACCUUCCCUAAAGAGAUCCAGAUCCUGGCCAGGGAUUUCCUGGAGGAGUACAUCUUCCUGGCGGUGGGCAGAGUGGGCUCCACCUCAGAGAACAUCACUCAGAAAGUUGUGUGGGUGGAGGAGAGCGAUAAGAGGUCUUUCCUCCUGGACCUGCUCAGUGCUACAGUCAUCCCCAGCGAGGUACAGGACAAUACUGGAGACAACAUAGAGAAACCUGGUUUCUUUCCUCUCCGCUCGACAGGUAAGGACUCGUUGACUCUGGUGUUCGUGGAGACCAAGAAAGGCGCGGACGCCUUGGAGGACUUCCUGUACCGGGAGGGCUACGCCUGCACCAGCAUCCACGGAGAUCGCUCCCAGAGAGACAGAGAGGAGGCUCUGAGCCAGUUCAGAUCAGGAAAAUGCCCCAUUCUGGUGGCCACAGCGGUAGCAGCUCGGGGUCUGGACAUCUCCAAUGUGAAACAUGUCAUUAACUUCGACCUGCCCAGUGACAUAGAGGAGUAUGUCCACCGUAUUGGACGUACAGGACGAGUUGGAAACCUGGGACUGGCCACAUCAUUCUUCAAUGAUAAAAAUGGGAACAUCACUAAAGACCUGCUGGACAUCCUGGUAGAGGCCAAACAGGAAGUUCCCUCAUGGCUGGAGAGCCUGGCCUAUGAACACCAGCACAAGAGCAGCAACAGAGGGCGCUCUAAGAGGUUCUCUGGCGGUUUCGGAGCUCGUGAUUAUCGCCAGACGGCUGCCGGAGGAACCGCCGGAGGGUUCGGAGGACGUGGAGGACGCAACCAGGCCGGACACGGAGGAAACCGCGGCUUUGGAGGAGGUGGUUUCGGUAACUUCUACACCAGUGACGGCUACGGAGGAAACUACUCACACUCUCAAGUCGACUGGUGGGGCCAGUAAAACUGGGUUCCUCCUUUCCCUCUCUACUCAUCCCUCUUUCUUCUUCUCACUCAUCCUCCUUUCUUUCUCCACACUGUCUGCACCCCAUCCAUCUCCUCCCCUUCAUAACCCCAAGAACCCACGUGCAUGUUAUUAAACUAUUUAUACUCAUUUAUAUAGCCCUCCUUCCGUCCCUUUUCGCUCAGAUCUUUUAAAUUCUUGUCAUUUCCAUCUCCACCUUCGUCUUUAUAGUCCUCCAUCUUUUCCUUCUCUUGAUUUCUGGGUAAAUCUCACCUUCUACAAGCGACCACAGUAUAAAGGGAUUCAAUUUUAGUUUUCAGCACUAUAGCUAGCCACCAGCUGGCGAGUUCCUUUAGUUUCAGUGGGGACAUUUUUGAACAGUUUUCUCCUCUUAUGGCAAGUGCUUGAAGAAAAAUAACCAAUUGAAGUAAAGUUCUAGGUGUUCCUUUAACCCCAUAUGACUAGAUGGAUUGAAUAGUUACGGUGAGUUAGUCCUACAACACAGCUGUAGAAGACAAGGGGGAAAUCACAUUUUUUUUUUCCACUUAAGUUUUGAGUUUUGGCUUCAUUGUGUUUUUGUCUGCAUUCACCCAAAGCCAGCCAGGCGUCCUGUGUACCUUCACAUGUCAUCUUUGUAUGUAACGCAUGGCCAUGUUGUAAAUCACCGGCCAAAAACUUUUCUAAAACUAAAUAGCGCAGAGAUAGACAAGAUGUCAAAUCUGAAGAAAAUAUGUCUGCAUAUAAAUUCAAAAUGGGAACCGGCUGAUAGAAAGCAGCCACAAAAACAGAUUUUUUUUCUCCUUUUUUUAAAACAUCUUGAAGUCUUGAUUUCCAGAGAUCUGAGAAAGAUGUGUAACAGAGACAGAAGGGACAAGGGGCUGGACAAACUGAAACACCCAGCCAGUUGGACGCCAGCAGACAUUGUCGCCCAUUAGCAUUGAUGCUAGCAAACAGCAUUUCCUUUGUUUGAAACAAAAACAUAAUGGAGGAUCAUUUGUUUCUGUACUGUGCCUUUAAGAAUUUGAACUUUGUCUCUUAUUUCCGUUGUUUUAAUUGCCAUAAUACAUAAGUGGCUGCAAGUAUUGGCCAACUGUGACUAAAAAAAUGUGUAUUUAAUGUCAUGUAUGGGUUUAAACAUGUUUUUUGUUUAUUUAUAUUUGGAAGGAAACAAACUAGGCUUGAACUAAAUCAAACCUUGGCAAAAAAAAAAAACUAAACAAAAACUGCGAUGAGGAAACUCAAAGCGACUCCUUAUCUGUUCAAAUUCAUCAGAGUUCAAACUCUGAUGUGCUAAUUCCCAAAAGCAUAUUACCACUGUACAUAUUUAUAGAUUCUUUUGAUAUACCCUCAUCCUGAGUGAUUAAAAUGGGUCAAAAAAAGACAUUAUACGCGUCUUAUUCAAGAGAAGUUUUUUGCAUUAGUAGCCACUGAGCAGAGACGACAACAGUUGGUUUUAUGCUUUUGGGAAACCGAGUCCUACUAAUUGACCUAUAUGUCACACUCUGGUUUGAGCUUGAGUUUGAGUUUCUCAAAGGCAUCUUGUCACUAAUAGUUGGGUCGCAUUACGUCAGUCACAGAGCCACUGAGGGGAAAUUACGCCCAGAUGUGCAGCAGCAGUCCUGCUUUGUUCCCAUUUGAAGUCAGAUUUUCAUUCUCAAUUCGAUCCUCUAUUGUUGUCCACGGACAGGUGGAGCACUUUUUAAUUAAAAACGACAAAUAAAGCUUUUGAAAUCUGCCCUAAUUCGCAGUACAACUAUAAUCUAAGCAGCGAAAGAGGAACAAAUUCUUCAACCACGUCACCACCAGGGACCUAAGCUUUGCUUCAACACUUUUGGGGUGCAGGAAUUGAAACGGCUGCUGCUGAAAACACCAAGUGUUGUCAGUGCCUGUGGCUGCUCAGCUGACUCUUAGUGCCACCAUGCUCUUCCGUGGGAAACGCGCUCCGCUUCCACCACAAACAUUGAAACCCUUGUUUGCCAAAAGCUUCUUUCAAGGGGGAUACACAACUAAAAGGCUUAAAGAGUUCAAAAUGUUUUUCGCUCACUCUAUCCUGGAGAGUUACAUGAAGAGUCUUCUCUAAAAUAAGUCAUUCCAGUUUAUUUGUUAGGUCUUUUUAAGAUCUGUUGAGGUCAGGGAUCAAAGUAAAGACUUGGAUAAUCUCGCCGAACCCAUUUCACAGCAGGGACAGCCCAGCCGGGGCUUUCCAGGGGAUGUGAUACCACAACUUCACAGCACAUUUUAGCCACGUCUUGCUGUAAUAUGAUUCGCAAUUCCAGCCUUGUGUAGCAAGGAGAAGGCAGUGCAGACUUGGAUCGAUGUGUUGGAGGUUUAAAAAUUACCCCAAACUGUCCCUGCAGCUAUUUAUUCGCCAUAUUUUAAGGUCCAGUUUUAGCCCUUCUCUUGCACACAGAAAAUAGAACAUUCCCUCUUUAUUCUUACUAUUCAUUCAAGCCUCAUAGCUGCAUGUGUGCUGCAUGUGCUACAAAUUAAAAGGACACCUCGCAGCUCAGCAUUGCACAGUUUGCACUGCAUUGGCACGGCUCCGUUUGACUCAACUCCAGACCCUUUUGGUCCCUAAGUUGUUGCCGUAUGAAAGUGCUGUGACAUCAUCUUUGAUGCAACACGGAGUCCUUUCAUCGGCGACCAAAGUAGAAGUGUAGUGAACAGUGGACUUGUGUGGGAUGCUGUUAAAAUUGGGGUCGUAUUGACGAUAGCUUGGCUAUUUAAAAAUGUCAGGUUUGUGUCGUGCAGUGUUUUAACUCCACCCUCAAGUAUCGGCGUGGAACGUCGAAUGACCAAAAAAGUGCAAGAAAAAGACAAAGUCAUGUAGAUUUGAGUCGGGCAAUAUCAAGCAGUGAAAAACUGAUAAAAUUGGCACAAUACAACAAAACAUCUACAACACAUAGGAACACCUCAUUAAUUUCUUGUGACUUAAUGGGUGCCUGAUCCCUGGUUAGCCCCUCUGAGCCCUGCUGUGGAACCGGAUGUCUAUGUUUUAUCCCUGAUUAAACUUCUAAAAGGAGCGCCACUGCACGUUUGGACGGUUCAGUGGUAGAAGUCCAAUCCCCCAUUGUGUUAAUAGCAGCAUAAAAAAGCCCCAAAAAACGCUCUGUUGCUACCUUGUGGGGGGAAUUGUUAACUUUUCAUCAGGGUCUUAAUUUGUUUUGUUUACAUGAACAACUUUAGCGAAGUGAAAAUAUAGCUUAAAUGUAAAUAGUUCAACUCUUCUUAAAAACCGAAAGAGAAGAAUCUCCACUAAAAAAAGAAUGUGAAUUACAAGUGAACACUUGUUGUGUAGAAAAUCACGUUUGAUCACUCGACGUUGGACCAGACAGUGUCUCAGUGGGCAAUUUGAACACAAUCGGCAGAUUUAUUCUUUAGACAUAUUAUUUAAUGAAAAAUGCAUGUUUUCACAUACCUAAACAAAUAAUAGGGAUUGAUUUACCAAUUAAUGCUCUCGAGACAGAUUCCCUCAAAUUGCCCACUGGCUUUGACAAACGACGGCUGGACCAAGACAAUAAAACAUAUGCAAGUGUUGUUGUUUUUUGGUCAAGGAGUUAAAAAUGCCAAGCAAAUAGAUACAAUUCUACAGCAGGCUUUAGUUAUAUUAGAACUCUGUUUUUUCCCCGUCAUCUGUGAUUUGUAUUUAUUUAUUUUAUUUUAUUUUUUUACCACUUUUUAAUCAGAGGUCGUGUUCAGGUCGAUCUGUUUCCUUCAGGGAAACGAGUUGGCUUUAACAUCUUUUUUUGAGGAGUUUCUGGCAGAGUAAUGCUGAAGGACUCAGGAUUCAGGCAGACAGUGUUUUACUAUAUCUCACUAAACCUAGUUCAUCUUGUUGUGGUUAAAAUGAGGGGCCAGUUUAAUGUAAAGGGAUGCUGCGUUGAAGGACAGUUGUCAUAUUAUGUUAGAAAUAAAAAAUGGCCACUUAAAACGGAACCAAAUAUAGAAAAGAAGUUUGCAUUAUCUUUCAGCUAAGUGUGGUUCAAAACACGAUUUUUCUGUCAAGUUCAGAUAAAAUUAUGCGCACAGCGAUUGCAUUGUGGACCAGAACUGUUUGGGGUGUCCCAAUAGAUGAUUUUAGCACUAUCAGAGGAUUUUUCUGUGGCCAUGACGUGAAUACCACACUUUAAUUUCUCCUGCGGCAAUGGUAGAGAGAGCUGUAGUUCAGUGUGAAAAUGACAAUAAGUUGAAGAUAACAUUGCAAAUGACAAUCAAGUAUGAAGGAUUUGCUUAGUUUAUGCAUCAACACAACUCUUUAAGUUGCACUUUUUUUUAUUUUAAGUGUGAGUACGCCUUUUAGUUUUCUGAACCAGCUGUCUUAUUGGCAGUUGUUUCUAAUUUCUAACACCCAACUUGUGAAACGGAUCUGCACAGGCAGACAAAUGCCAAACUGAAUCUCAUUAUGAAUAUACACUCCUGGAUGUUGUUACAAAAUCAGAGUCUACCUUUAAACAUGAACCGAAUAAGCGUUUUAAAUGCCUGACUGUCAUACUUCCUGUGUGCAGCCUCUCGUGUUUUAGUAAUAAGUGCUGCUCUCGCUGCCUAAAUUCAAAGGAAUCCCUUUUUAGUGAAGGAAUCUGGUUCAGUGUGCAGACAUUGCUGUGCCUUCUAACAGCCACUAGAGGGCAGAUGGAAUAACCGUGAACAAAUGAAGGAUGCAGUGAUGCAGAGACUAGGGAUUUGCUGUUUUAAUGCAAUAGUGCAGAUAGGAAUUUGUGAUUUAUAUAGCAGGGAGUCAUGGAAGGUAAAACUUCACUUUACCUCACGUUCAUCUUGUUUGUAGAGCAAUCUCGUCAUGUAGUGUUGUUCAGAGUACGCACAUAUAUAUGCAAUGCAUUUAGGUCUGUUUCUCAACGGGCGGAUCACAUCUGUCAGCUGUAAUUAUCAGUUGGAGCAACAUGUAUCUACCACUGUGCCCCAAACCCCCAUCCCACCUUGUCCAAAACGCCCCCCUGGGUACUGAACUUCAGCAGUAAGUGCAAUACAGAUAAAUUACUUGCGGCUUGCUUUUCACUUUGCUGUCACCGAGAUUCUCCGCGGGAGUUUUGUUCGGGCCGUUUUCUGUCCGUGCGCCGCGUGCGUUAGCAGAAACUGGCACAAGUGAAAUCAGCCUAAAGUCUGAAAAACACGUGCGCGGUGCCUUGAAAUAACUGAAUCACUGAUUCACUUAAGUCUGACGUGUGUUGGUUAGGGCUGGGUAUUUAUUUUUUUUAUAUAUACAGAUAAAAGAGUUAAAAUCAUUCCGUGAACGAUUUCUUUUAAUGUAGAAAUAUAGCAAAGGCUGCAGGUGUAGAUGUGCAUGUGGCAUGAAUGUACACGGAAGUCGCCACAAGUGUUAAUCUUAAGUGUUCUCUGUUAAAUAACACAAUUAAAACAUGGCUUUAAACUUUGUGUAUGCUUUAAGAACUGUCUUGUAAUCAGCAGCACAGAUACAGAAACAAUUCAGGCAGAAGCUUUUUACAGAUUAAUUUAUUAGACAGUAGAAGAAUAAUCAAAAAUUUGCUUAAAUUAUAAAUAGGGCAAUCAAAAUAGUUUAAGGGAAAAUGGCAGAAAAUGCUCUUUUUAGCAUCAGAAACAAGACAUUUAAAGACAUCGCUUUGGACAUUUUUUUUCCUGAUAUUUUAUAGGUUAACCACUAACUGAAUAAUUCCACAAACAAUUGUCAUAUUAUUAAUAAUUAAAAUAAUCAUUAGUUGCGAAUGAAGGCUAAAUGUUGGACUCUAAUGCCAUUAUUAUCAGCCUCACUUGUUGUUUGUCUUUGUCAGCACCAAUUAACACAAGCUAGCAUGCUGUCCCACUCAGGAGUGUGUGAGUAAAUGUGAACAAAUCCAUAUCCUCCCUAGUAAAUGAGCUUAGAUGUAUCAUUUGUUUGGACUAGCAGCUUUACUUCAUCAAGUAAGACAUCCAGUUUAUUUCCUCUGAAAGAAAAGUUCUCAUUUAGAAAUCCAGCACUUUAGUUUUUUUGGUUUUUAAAUAUCUUAAAAACCUUUUUUGAUGCCUUAAAUUCAAGGGUGAUACCCAGCCCUAAUGGAGAAGAUGGUGACGUUGGUUACACUGUAUAAAGCGUCGCUAUGGUAACUAACUUUUCAGCAGGAGUGCUUUGAUUGUCAGUGAACAAUUAAUGGUGCUAUGCUCCCAUUGCUGCGGCCUGCAGGCCCCUCUGUUGUAGAAAUCCCAUCCUGUUUUACAAUAAAUACUUCAGUUACUUAGUUUAAUGUUCAACUAAAGUCUUCUGUAGUACAUGUCCUUUAAAACCUCAGAGAGGUAUGAAGGAGUGAGUGAGUGAGUGUUUGAAGUGUAGCGCAGCCAGGUGUGAAAAAGAGGUGGUGCGCUUGUGUGUGUGUGAGUGUGUGUGUGAGUGUGUGUGUGUGUGUUGUAUGGAAAGAUUCUUCCAGAUAUGAAACCGUUUUUUGGGACCAGUUGGAGAUGUAAUUAACAGCAACCGUAGGAAUCAGCUGUUUGCACACAGAGUUCUCGAGUCUACUUUCGCUGCUAGUUUGUGUAAUUUAUCAAGCAUUUUUGAGAAAUAUUUAUUUUUAUAAGCCUAAUACAAAAGUUGAUAUUUUACAAAGUGACUUGACCAAAAGACAGUAAACAAAAACACUGGCACUUGAAUGUUGAAUGUCAUUGGUAUGAGUGAAAAUUUCUAUUUUUCUGGGGUAGUGUGAGCUUUUUAAUGUUAAAGAUGCAACGUGUAGGGGUUUCUCUUUACAUAUGUCACCGUUACGGCUCGGGAUUAGGAUCAAAUGCAAAAAGGUUUUAAAAACAAAAUUCGUCACUGGUGCCAAAACUAAUUCAAAUCAUCUGUUUGCCAGAAAUCUCAAUACUCCAAUACUCAAUAGCCACUAAAAAGCAAACCCAUACUACGUGCACAUCUUUUCAUGUAGAACGCGUCUCCAACCUCCUACCACUGUACUAGAAUGAAGCCAAAACAUCCCAGAUAUGCAACGGGGAUGUGAAUACUCCUCCAUGACUAAUCAUGAGUCUGUCACAACACCUUUUUUUUGUAGAAUAAAAUUAAAACCAAUUACAAAAAUUAUCACGAACAUAGAAAGACCUAAAAUGACUAAACAAAUGUAUUUGGGGCUUAUAUUGUAGGAGCGAUUAUAGACAAGUUUUAAAGCUUUGAGUCCGACAUUUUGGCUGUCAGCGUAUGUUUUUUUUUUUUGCUAACUGCGCAUAGAUCGGUAUCUGAAAUUAUACAUUCAUCUCAGGCUAGUGCAAGUUAUAAAUAAUAUAUAAAUCAAGUGAUAAAUCAAGUGAGAAGUAGGGUUAUUUUCCUUCUUCUUUUUGACUCCUUUUUGCUGCCAGCCGAGUCGCCCUCUGCUGGUCACCUUAAAGAAUGCAGGUUUAUGUCACUUCCACAGUGGCUUCACUUUUUAGACCCAGAAGUUGCCACUUGGAAGCGAUUAUGGUGAUGUUUUGCCUUCACUUUUGACUCUUUUUGCUGAUCCAGUUGUCUGAAAAUCAGGCGUUCUCUUACGAGGUGGCAUUACUACUCAUUCUAUAGAAGUAUUUAGUUUAAAAGUUUCACCCAAUGUGUACUUCCCAUAACAGGGCUCUUCCCUUUUUCUGUGAACAUUACGUAAAGAUGUGCACGUGGAGUCAUGCAGAGUUAAAGCACCGGCAGUUGAUGUGACCGUGACAUAUUAAGAGAAACAUCCUACACGAGUUACCUUUAAAGUCACAUUGGACUCAGUAUCAGAUCCAUAAACCCGUUUGUGCGACAGGUUCCAUUGCCAAUAAUGAUAAUCAACCAUAAGCAGCCAUUUUUAAUUGGCAAACAAAAUUUGAGACAAUACCACCAGAUAUGCCAAGGUUUGGAUUAAAAAAAAAAACAAUUAACAAAAUGUUACGAUCAAAGACCAUUUUGUAAAAAAAGAAAAAAAAAAGAAACAUGCAGUACAAAAAACAAGUGUCCAGAUUCUCUCCAAGUCAGAUGUUGUUGUUGUUUUGUUUAGUUAUUUUCAUUGGAGUCUUUACACUUUUCCUUCCCGUUAAUACCCUUGUUGUGAAUGUCUGGCAAGUGGUGAUCUUUAAAGUCUUCAUAACACAGAAUUAACUGUGGUUCUAUUGCUAUGUUGUUGUGAUUUGCAUAUUUUCAGGCAUCAGUGUUUUGAUGCUCAUGUGGGGAAGCUACUGGCCAAUCAGAAAUGGGGAAAGAUGACCUGAAGCAGGUGUCUUUUAUACAAGUUUUUAUUGCUUGUAGCUGAUUCAUCCGUCUCUUACACGAGAACAUUUUGCAGCUGCAGACAUUUUGCAGUUAUAUUAUUCUGGACAAAUCUGAUUGUCCAUCAACAGUAGCCUCAGUGACCCAGAAUGCAAUGCUAAAAAGAUAAGGUACGUAGGUGAAAAACAACACUUUUUGUAUGCACAAACAAAACGAUUCAUUGCUCCUCUCUUGUUGAGGCAUUCUGGGAAACAAAGUGGGGACACCAAACGAACACUUUGAAGCUUUAUUUUACUUUCAAUUCAUCAAACUUUUUAGAGGGUUAUUUCAUAAGAAGUGUGUAGACAUAUUUAGGAAUGAUUGCUGUUUAGUGACUGAAUUGAAAUGAGAUAAAGCGGCAGUGUUGUCGACAUUUCUGACUGGCCAGACCCCUCAAAGUGGACUCACGGCACCUGCAGCCUGGUAGUUAGUAUUUGCUUUAUGUAUUAGUUUAGCAGUUGUGCACGAAGAGGAGCACUGCACGAAGAAAAAAAACUGUGCAUCUAUUCUGAUUUUACCACAAAUAAAGGUUUGGAUUUGCAAAUGUAAA